AUGCUCCAGAAAUCAGGAAUCAUUUCCCGAAACGUCUACUCUCUCUACCUUGAUUCCAUUGAUGCGGCCACCGGCUCUGUCCUCUUCGGAGCUGUUGACUCUUCCAAGUACUCUGGUUCUCUCGAGACUUUGCCUCUGACCUCGCCCAACGCCUUCCAGGUCGCUUACGGAGACAUUUCGGUAAAUGGACAGAGUGUUUCCAGCGGCGGAAAUGCCAUUCUCGACUCCGGAACCUCUUUCUCGUACAUCCCUGAAGCUGCAUUUGCUGGUCUUCAGAAAAAGCUCAAGCUGGGAACCCUCGAACCCAACACCCAGCUAUACACUAUUGAUUGCAACGCUGCUUCUUUCAACGUGGACUUCAAAUUUGGAAGCUCGACCAUCUCUGUUCCUUCUUCUCAGCUCAUCAUGCCUCUCAAGAACUUUGGGCUCAACUCCAACCAGUGUGUCUUUGGUAUUGUCUCUACCAAGUACUCUUCUGGUUAUGUUCUUCUCGGAGACACCUUCCUGCGAUCUGCCUACGUCGUCUACGAUCUGGACAACAAACUCGUCGGAAUCGCUCCAGCCAAGUACGGCACCGCGAGCUCCAUUCAACGAGUCACUGGUUCCCUGUGA
Yarrowia lipolytica CLIB122 is the source of this 612-nucleotide messenger RNA. RefSeq lists its product as uncharacterized. Gene Ontology annotation, molecular function: aspartic-type endopeptidase activity. The record is from RefSeq and is a predicted model, not a curated record. NCBI's taxonomy places the organism in Eukaryota, Fungi, Ascomycota, Dipodascomycetes, Dipodascales. Gene Ontology annotation, biological process: proteolysis.